AUGAAUUCGAUGAAGACAACUCGUGUGUUUCGACAACCAAAAGGCGUAGAAGAUGAGAAAGAGCUGCUGGAAAGCACUAUCCCUAAAUCGACUAGGGACUCAACGAAAUGGGCGUCAAUAAUAUUUCAUGAAUGGCAAAUGGGAAGACAAAAUCAAGACGCCAAAUUAGAACACUGCUCUUUUGCAUUUGAUUGCAAUAAAGUGCAGAAUUUAGAUACGAGCAUUACACAGAUAAAUGGAGAGACACUGAAUUUCUGGUUAGCAAAGUUUAUCCAGGAAGUAUGUAAACCAAAUGGUGAACGAUACCCUGGCAGAACCUUGUAUGCUAUUGCCUGCGGUCUAAACCGACAUUUGCAAGAAGAAUGUGAAGUACCAGUUCAAUUCUCGAUAAGAAUGAGACGGAGUAAACAUCGCCUUAUUCGUUCGUGUUAUGUAUUGCUUUUAUUUCAACUUUAUGUUUCGUCGCGUUCUUGAUGCCUAGAUGAAGGUGGCCUGCAAGGCUGGAGUAGAAAAGAAGAAUAAGAAGGCUGAACGCUCGGGAAGCAGUCACAGAGGAAGAGGAGAAAAUUAUGUGGAAGAAAAAUCUACUUGGAUGUCAAACAGCUAAGUCCCUCGUCCGUACUAUUGGCUUUUACAAUGGAAAGUUAUUUGGAAUACGGUCGAAAAGCACAGAAACCUAAGAGUGCAUAAUUUUCGUAUUGAUUGCAAUUCAGUCACGUAUGACGAAAGUUUUUCUAAAACAUAUCAUGGUGGGUUAAAAGAUUUGGAAUAGAACCCACGAGUCAUACAGCAUAUUUGUUGUCCAGGGAAGGAUGUUAAUCAUUUUCCUUGCAUUGUAAAUUGUUACUCUACCUAUAUAGAAAAAGUCAAGGAUUUGGCUAAAAGCAAUGAAGCAUUCUAUUUUAAACCGAAUAAUAAUAUGAGACUGUUGUCGAGUAUUACAAUUUGGUUUUGGGCAUUAAUAGUCUGAAUAAAAUUCUACUUGAUUUAUGCGAAAGUGCCGGCGUGAGUCGUAAGACGUCUCAUUGCUUAAGAGUAACUUGUGAAACUCGAUUGUUUCAGUCGGAGGUCGAAGAAAAGCUGUUUAGAGAACGUACCGGUCAUAGGUCGAACGCUUUGUUGGCGUAUGAAAAGGAGAGUUCUGAGCAAAAUCGUAAAGUUACUAAGAUCUUAGGCCCUCCUGAAGUGAUUGUCCAUGACGUAAUUGAGCUAGAGGACGACAUUCCUCAAUUAAAUUCAUUGAGAAACAGCGAUUCAGACCUGUUUGAUUUUGACGUUCCUGAUGAAAUUGUUGAAAUAUUAGCUACUAUGGGUUUGCCUGGGAAUAACGAAAUUACAGAAACUUCAACUAGUUCUGCAACGGGUUCUGGUGCAACGUUGUCAGGCGGUGUAUUUAAUAACUGUUCAGUUUACUUUGGAAAAAUGUAG
Paramuricea clavata is the source of this 1428-nucleotide messenger RNA. NCBI's taxonomy places the organism in Eukaryota, Metazoa, Cnidaria, Anthozoa, Malacalcyonacea, Plexauridae. The record is from the annotation of a GenBank genome assembly.